UCGCGGCCUGCAUUGUCAUCAAAACGACAUCUGUUUGUGUAUCCUACAUGGAAACUUAUAAAUAAAAUAUUGCAUUCUCGUUUUCUGCAAUUAUAAAAUUUUCUUUGGCUUGCGGAUCUGUACGGCAUUUCUUGAGGAAAUCGAUGGGAAACGCCAACGGCAGAGAAGAUGGAGCCAUUGGCAGCGAUGAUCGAUCCGCCGCUGAAUCAGGCAUCCGUGGCAGUUACGCGCCGACUUCUCAGCCUCCGGUUCGGGCUGCUUCAAUCGAUCCCAUGGCGAAUAGUCCGCCUCCUAGUCCCGGCCGAUCUCGAUCACCGGUCGUGUUCGCUCCUCAGGCUCCUCUAGCUCCACUGCAAAGCGGUAAUGGCCCUCCUUUUUUCAACCAAAUCUGGCAGAAUGAAACUCAUACUAUUGUUGAUAAACCUCCUGAGCGAGGAAUCCCUGUCAUGAUUACAUGGAGUUAUGGUGGUAACAAUGUGGCUGUACAGGGAUCCUGGGAUCAUUGGACUUCCAGGAAGCAACUGCAGAGAGCUGGCAAGGAUCACUCAAUUGUUAUGGUUCUCCCUUCCGGCAUGUAUCAUUACAAGUUCAUUGUUGAUGGAGAACAGAGAUAUAUACCUGAACUUCCAUAUGUAGCUGAUGAGAUGCGUAGUGUCUGCAAUCUUCUUGAUGUUAAUGAUUAUGUACCUGAAAUUCCUGAGAGUAUCAUUGAAUUUGAGCUUCCACCCUCUCCAGAAGCCAGUUAUGGUCAAGCGUUUCCAGCUGAAGAAGACUUUGCAAAAGAGCCAUUGGCAGUUCCUCAACAGCUGCAUCUCACUGUCCUUGGUACGGAGAAUUCAGAUGUAGGUACCUCUUCAAAGCCUCAACACGUUGUGCUAAACCAUGUCUUCAUUGAAAAAAACUUGGCCGCCCAGUCUGUGGUUGCGCUGGGACUGACUCACAGGUUCCAGUCCAAAUAUGUGACCGUUGUUCUCUACAAACCACUCAAGAGGUAACUUUGUACAAGGGAAAUGGAAGAAAGGGCGCUCCAGAGCCAGCAGCGGGAGUCAGGGCAACUUUUUGCCACGUUCGUAUAUGUAAUUCUGCCAGGAUUUUCCCCGUGACCAGUUUCCCUAGUACAUUGGACAGAACACGUGGUCUGAUCCCAUACAUGUAUCUUUCAUUAUAUUUGGGAAGUAAAUCGCUGUUAUUUUGGAAGCCACUUGAUAUUUUACUCAAGCAAGGGAAGGUUGGUUUUGGUGAGCAUGCUGUUGAUUGUAAGCCGCGGCAGCAAAUAUCGUAUGGAACUUGAUGACUUGCGGAGCUUUGGUGCAGCUUCUUAGUAGGCGAGUGGCUCAGCUCCCUAGCGUGGUGAGUUCUGCGAUAGAAUUAGUUUAAGAAAAGGUCCUAGAUGAAGUCGGUGCUAAAGCCUUAACAGUCCUGUUUCUAGACUGGCCUAGGACCGUCUAACGUUGUGCUCGUGAGAAACGAACAUGCUCCAUUAGGAUACUGCAUU
Molecule: messenger RNA, 1495 nt
Organism: Prosopis cineraria
Lineage: Eukaryota; Viridiplantae; Streptophyta; Magnoliopsida; Fabales; Fabaceae
Product: SNF1-related protein kinase regulatory subunit beta-1
Exons: 5
Coding region: 144-995 (283 amino acids)
Molecular function (GO): protein binding
Source: RefSeq, a predicted model, not a curated record